UGUCAAUAUUUAAUUGAGUGCUUGAGUGCUAAACGUUCAAAGUAUUUAUUCUCGUUAUUAACUUAUUUAAAUAUAAUCUAAUAAUAAAUUUCUAACAGUAAUUUUUCGUUUUCAAGGAAAUUUUAUUAUUUUUAAUAAUAUUGACUAUUUAUAUAUACAAAAGAGCAUUUUCGUUCAUUGUUGAUCUCGGUUUUCGUUUUUUUUCGAGAUCUUUCACGACCUAUUUCGAAAAUUUAAUUAAAAAAUUAAAAGCUGAAGCAGAAAAUAUGGCUUUUUAUGGAUUCAGUGGCAAAACGAACGCACAAUUGGUGCAAUAUUUGAAGAGGACGAAAGUAAUUAAAUCGGAUAGAGUUUGUGAGGCAAUGUUAGCUGUUGAUAGAGGAUCUUAUACACUAUCAGGACAGCCGUACAUGGAUUCACCUCAAGGAAUUGGCUAUGGGGUUACCAUAAGUGCUCCCACAAUGCAUGCACACGCCCUGGAACUUCUCGAAGAGCAGUUACGAAAUGGAAAUCGAGCCUUGGACGUGGGAUCUGGAUCUGGAUUUUUGACAGCUUGCAUGGCGAAAAUGCUGGCUCCCGAUGGAUUGGUUGUGGGAAUCGAUCAUAUUCCUGAACUCAAAGAAAUGGCUGCGCAGAAUAUCGAAAAAGGCAACCCGGAACUAUUGCAAAGCGGUUGCCUCGAAUUAGUUGUUGGAGAUGGAAGAAAAGGAUACGAAUCACGAGCACCCUAUCAUGCGAUUCACGUAGGCGCUGCUGCAAAAGAAGUACCUCAAGCGUUGAUCGACCAAUUGGCGCCUGGAGGACGUCUAGUUUUGCCAGUAGGGCCAGAAAACUCGGACCAAACUUUGGUUCAAAUCGACAAAUCUGCAGAUGGCCAGAUCACUCGGAAACCCAUUAUGGGUGUCAUUUACGUUCCUCUCACUGACAAGGAGCGACAAUAUCGACCAUGAUCAUGCGAGCUUCAGUGAUUAAAAAAAAAAAAAAAAAAAAAAAAAACCCCAAUUUUCUCAUUAACGCUAUUUAUUAUUUCGCUCUAGUAUUUCGACUGAAUAGUUUAAUUUAAGUGGGCGCUCAAAUCGAUUUAUUUUAGGAUAAAUCCGGCUAAAAAAAAAGUCAGCCGUUUUUUUAUAACCACUUUUAUUUAUUCGUAUCACCAAUUCACACCCAUUUUUUGACAUUGUACAAAUUUAUAAACUAUUAUGAUAAUAAACUUAAUUGCUAAAUUAAAA
Messenger RNA from Belonocnema kinseyi, 1229 nucleotides. It is a transcript of the gene Pcmt, whose product is annotated as protein-L-isoaspartate(D-aspartate) O-methyltransferase. NCBI's taxonomy places the organism in Eukaryota, Metazoa, Arthropoda, Insecta, Hymenoptera, Cynipidae. Bases 267 to 950 code for a protein of 227 amino acids. Gene Ontology annotation, molecular function: protein-L-isoaspartate (D-aspartate) O-methyltransferase activity. Gene Ontology annotation, biological process: protein modification process. The record is from RefSeq and is a predicted model, not a curated record. The transcript is spliced from 5 exons. Gene Ontology annotation, cellular component: cytoplasm.